Molecule: messenger RNA, 987 nt
Organism: Naegleria gruberi
Lineage: Eukaryota; Heterolobosea; Eutetramitea; Acrasida; Naegleriidae
Exons: 1
Coding region: 1-987 (328 amino acids)
Biological process (GO): tricarboxylic acid cycle; oxaloacetate metabolic process; malate metabolic process
Molecular function (GO): L-malate dehydrogenase (NAD+) activity
Source: RefSeq, a predicted model, not a curated record
AUGCAAAAGAAGCCAGUUGUCCGUGUUGCUAUUACUGGUGCUGCUGGUCAAAUUGCUUACUCAUUGAUUCCAAGAAUUGCUAGUGGUGAAAUGUUGGGCAAGGAUCAACCAGUUCACAUUGUUUUGAUUGAUAUUCCAGACUCAAUGAAGGUUGUUGAAGGUGUUGUUAUGGAAUUGCAAGACUGUGCCUUCCCAUUGGUCAGAGGUAUCACUGCCACCAGUGAUUUGGCUGAAGGUUUCAAAGAUGUUGAAUAUACAUUGCUCGUUGGUGCCAAGCCACGUUCAAAGGGUAUGGAAAGAAAGGAUUUGCUUUUGGAAAAUGCCAAGAUCUUCCAAACUCAAGGUAAAGCCCUCGGUAAGCAUGCUAAGAGUAACAAUUUGACUUUGGUUGUUGGUAAUCCAGCCAAUACUAAUGCUUUGAUUGCUGCUUCAAAUGCUUCCAAUAUUGAUCCAAAGCAAUUCUCUGCCAUGACUCGUUUGGAUCAUGAUCGUGCAUUGGCUCAAGUUGCUAACAAGUUGAAGGUUCCAGUCCGUUCAUUGUCUAAAUUCGCUAUUUGGGGUAACCACUCUGCUACUCAAUAUCCAGAUCUUUCAUAUGCUUUGGUUGAUGGUGUUCAAGUUUCUUCCAAGGUUGAAAAGACUUGGGUUGAAUCUGAAUUCAUUCCAACUGUACAACAACGUGGUGCUGCCAUCAUUAAUGCUCGUGGUUCAUCAUCUGCUGCUUCUGCUGCCGAUGCUGCUAUUAAGCACAUGCGUGAUUGGUCUUUGGGAAGCAACGGUGAAUGGGUGAGUAUGGCUGUUCCAUCUGACGGUUCAUACGGUAUUAAGCCUGGUGUUUAUACUUCAUAUCCAAUCGUUUGUACUGGUAAUGGCAAGUAUGAAAUUGUCAAGGAUUUGAAGAUUGAUGCUUUCUCUCAAAAUAAGAUUGACCUCUCCAUUAAGGAACUCCUCGAAGAAAAGGCUGGUGUUUCUGCUUUGUUGAAAUAA